AUGGAUAUUUCACGUCUCAUGGUGCAUGCCCACCAAAUGGAAGAAGAGAAACUCAAGGAAAAUAAUAGAGAGGUGAAAAGAGCUAGAAUAAGUGAUGGGAAUUUCUCCAAUGCUAGGUCCGAUGGACAAGAUCGACAAAGUUCAAACAAAGGUUCUCAAACCAAGAAAGGUAAAUCCAUCAUGAUGGAAAGCAUUGGUAGCUCGGAAAUUGAUAAUGAUGAAUAUUGGCCACUUUCUGGAAAACCCUACGUUGAUAUAAUUCUCACUAAGAGCGCCGUCAAACCUACCUACAGUUUGUACUUACCCAAGAAAAUGAACAAAGAGCUUCCUUCUGCUGGAGUUCCUGUAGUUCUUACUUGUGGUCGAAAGAAGUGGAAUUUGUUUUACGGUGGAGCCAGAUCUACUUGUAAAUUUAUUAGUACUGGAUGGAGAAAAUUUGUGGAUGAUAACAAUUUGAAGGAAGGGGAUGGACUUGUGUUUGAACUAUCACAGUGUAGCACUAGCAAGAUUGAAUUCAGAGUUCAGAUUCUCAGAGGUGAUUUUCCAGCUGAAUUGAUUCCUGAAGAUGUGGAGGGUAUAAACAGUGACAACCCAAUAAUACUUGGUUAA
This is a messenger RNA of Solanum tuberosum (potato), 609 nucleotides long. RefSeq names its product B3 domain-containing protein Os04g0386900-like. Lineage: Eukaryota; Viridiplantae; Streptophyta; Magnoliopsida; Solanales; Solanaceae. The transcript has 3 exons. The record is from RefSeq and is a predicted model, not a curated record. The coding region runs from base 1 to 609 and encodes 202 amino acids. Gene Ontology annotation, molecular function: DNA binding.